CUGACCACGACCUCCUUGGGUCUCCCUGAAGUCCUCCCGCAGACUUUAGCGAGAGUCCUGCGGUCACAGCAACGUCUUUCUCCGAUCACUGGAACCGCCGAGCUUCAAAGCUUGUCGCCGAGAAGUUGAACCAUGGACCACUGAUUCCAACCCAUCUUGGCGCAGUUUACGAGUCUUCUGUUCCAACCAUGGUUCGAGAGCAAAAAUCCGCCACACAAAAGCAGCCAUCUCCCACUGCCUUCGCAUCUUCAUUCCCUCUCCCCAAUACUCCAUCUCUAAAAACCUUCCGAGUUCGUAGCCACAAUGAACGGCUCUACCCGAACCCACACUGAGCACUGGGCCAGCGAGGCCUCCAGCGACACCUCGAGCUUCACUGCGGUCCCGACACCAUCUACAUCCAGCAACUCUUCGGACACUAGCUCUGGCGUUUCUGUGUCUGGCACUGCUUCCCAUGAUGGCCAGGGCCAGGCUCUUCCCGAUGCCGCAGUCGAAGGCGAAGCCCAGUCUACGGAGUCGAAGGAGGAUACGAUGCCCUCCCUCGACGAAGUGAAUUUCUUCAUUUUCCCCGCCAGCCUUACACGGCAUAUGGGCGUCACGCCGUGCCCGACCUCGGCGUCGGAUAUCGAGGCCGCUGAAGUUCUCGCAACAGACCCAGCGCCCACCGACGCCUCCCCCAGCCCCAGCUCCAGCCCGGAGGCCGCUCUGAAACCCUGGGCCGACCUAACCCCGUCCGAGCGCCGCUGCCGCUACCUCCUCAGGAUCCCAACCACUAUAUUCAUCUUCGCACUUUCCGUGCUCGGCAUCGCGAUGGCCUACGUUGCGGCGCGGCUGAUCUGGGUGCUUUUGGGUCUGCUGUGGGUUAUUCUAGUAGGGUUGGUCAUGUUGCCCAUCAACAUCAUCGUGGGUGCGUGCAACGCGUUUUGGGGAUUCUUCGAGUGGAUCGGGUCAUGGCUGUUUACGGUAGAGACGGCUGAAGCAGCGGCGACGGCGACGGCGACGGCGACGGCGGUGGUGGUGCCGGGGAUUUAGGACGGUGUAGCGGUAUUGGCGGUGAUAUACCUAGUAGGAUGAUAGGUAACGGACGUGUGGUGUAGCACUAGACCGUGGUAGAAAGAUUUCG
This is a messenger RNA of Mytilinidion resinicola, 1120 nucleotides long. RefSeq lists its product as uncharacterized. NCBI's taxonomy places the organism in Eukaryota, Fungi, Ascomycota, Dothideomycetes, Mytilinidiales, Mytilinidiaceae. The transcript has 2 exons. The coding region runs from base 304 to 1029 and encodes 241 amino acids. The record is from RefSeq and is a predicted model, not a curated record.